Nanorana parkeri is the source of this 997-nucleotide messenger RNA. Its product is annotated as probable guanine nucleotide exchange factor MCF2L2. The annotation marks the transcript as partial. Gene Ontology annotation, molecular function: guanyl-nucleotide exchange factor activity. The record is from RefSeq and is a predicted model, not a curated record. NCBI's taxonomy places the organism in Eukaryota, Metazoa, Chordata, Amphibia, Anura, Dicroglossidae. The transcript is spliced from 7 exons. Gene Ontology annotation, cellular component: cytoplasm.
AUUACUGGCCCAGUUGGAUGAGACAGCAAAAGCUUUUGAUCAGUUCUGGAGUCGCCAUCAGCUAAAGUUGGAACAAUGCUUGCAGCUGCGACACUUUGAACAUGAUUUCAGAGAGCUAAAGUUUACUCUGGAUGCACUUAUGGAUACUCAGGCUGCUUUCACGGACAUUGGAGAUAGUGUGUCACGUGUGGAACAUCUUCUCAAGGAGCUGAAGCAGCUGGAAGAAAAAGGACAGGAUCUUUUGGAGAAAGCACAGUUACAUGCUCUUCAUGGGGAUCAGCUCAUUCAGAACAACCACUAUGCUGUGGACUCGAUCAGACCAAAAUGUAUAGAGUUAAGGCGUAUAUGCGAUGACUUCACCAAUGAGACCAAGAAAAAGUAUGACAUCUUAAGAAAAUCACUGGAAUUACACCAGCAACUUGACAGGGCUAACCAGUGGUGUGAAGAUGGAAUCUAUCUCUUGGCUUCCCAAGCUGUGGACAAGUGCCAGUCACAGGAUGGAGCAGAGUCAGCACUCCAAGACAUUGAAAAAUUUAUUGGACGCUCAAAGGGUCACCAACUGUCCAAUCCAACAGAAUUCUACCAUAAGUAUGAAAUGAUCCUCUCCUCUGAUAUAAAGACAAAUGUUCAGAAAGUACUACAGAAGUUGGCUGAUGUUCAGGAAAUGUUUGAAAAGAGACAAGCAAGCUUAAAAAAACUAGCAGCCAAACAAACUAGACCUGUACAACCCGUAGCUCCACAUCCCGAGUCUUCACCAAAGAGGGCAUCUCCUAAGACACCGAGGCCAACGUCUCUAGCCACAACACGAAGAGCACCAGAUGUCCCCUGUGCCCCUCCAAAAUCACUCUCUGAAGCUGAUCUGGCCAGAAAAAGGAACAAUAAGAAGACAAAAGGUGGAAUAAAGAUUGAAGUAAUGCUUGAAGCAAGUCAAGGUGGAACUAGUAGAUCACUAGUGAUGAGUGAAAGUGAGGAAAAUCUCUGUACAAGAAAAAGGUAA